Dermochelys coriacea (leatherback sea turtle) is the source of this 2201-nucleotide messenger RNA. RefSeq names its product cytochrome c oxidase subunit 7A2, mitochondrial-like. The record is from RefSeq and is a predicted model, not a curated record. The coding region runs from base 1457 to 1708 and encodes 83 amino acids. NCBI's taxonomy places the organism in Eukaryota, Metazoa, Chordata, Testudines, Dermochelyidae. The transcript has a single exon. Gene Ontology annotation, biological process: mitochondrial respirasome assembly; mitochondrial electron transport, cytochrome c to oxygen; regulation of oxidative phosphorylation.
ACGGCCUAUCUCCCCGCCUGUGUGUCCAACCCACCCUGUCCCCUGACUGUCCAGCCUCCGGCCCCCCCAACCAUGAGGCUCCUAGCAGCGUUUGGCUCAGCGCGGAGCCAGACCCGCAGCCCCAGAGCUCUGCCCUGCUUGAGGCACACCCCGUGCGCACGCCUAUGGACGCUGUACUCAGAGUAUAGGGCCUGUUGCAGAGCCCUUCACAGCCAAUGGAAAGACUCACUGGGACUUCGGUGGCCUUUGGAUCAGCCUCAUAGAGCACAGAAGACAGAUGUUUUUGCCCCAGGGACCUUAAAAUAUAUGAAGCAAAUCCUGCUCUUCUUUCCAUACUCGCUGAAUGCCCUUGAAACAAGAGGAUCACCUUGGAGAGAGGGGGUACUAUAGAAUUCUAAGAGCACAAGCACUGUGUUUACAUCGCCUGAUCCUCUGCAGAGGCUUUGUGUCCUAGUGCAGUUUGGGUGUGGGUGGAUGCACCACUACAUGGAUCCACCAGGCAUUCGUUCCUCCACGGUGCAAAGGAGUACAGGAGACAUGGUCUUCAGCAGCUCGGAGACAGAGCAGCCAUCAUGGAACGGUUAAGAUUCCUUUCCUUCCCAUUGCCCACCUCAGCACACAGACCAUUUACUGCAUGCUGGGGAAAGCAUUUGAUCCUAAGUAAAUACACUUUUGAAAGUCCUUUUAGUUUAUGCCAAUGAGUUAAACUGCUUAUUAAUUGAAGUGAUGUUCUGUAAUGCUCCAUUAGGAGCAGCAGUUCAAAAUCUAUCACAUAGAUUUUGUUUGCUUCAAUUCCAUUAAGCUGUCAUAGGGCACUUCGGGUUUUGUGGCAUUUCAUUUUGCAUGGCUCCUCAGGGUCAAAACCAGAACUGCACACAGCUGUCCCUUGUAAUUACAUUUCACUGACAAGUCAGGUGUUUGGUUUUUGGCUUGAUGCUCUAGCAGAGUCAGCAUUUAAUAGUCAGAAAUAAGCUUUGAAACUAAUGCCCCUUUAAAGUGAUUGAGGUGGUUUGCAGCUUUGAUACUUAAGUUUCAAAUGAGUUAGCUAGAGAAUUAGCAAGAGAAGACAAAAUUCAUACCAGCACAGAAGUCUAAUGCUAGGGCCCCUUCACUAUCUAAGUCCUGCAUUAAGCAGGACAUAAAUGGAGACAAAGGCCUUUUUUGUAGCUCUUGUACUGGAGAGGCUUUCACCCACAGAGCACUGAGUCACAUACGUGCAGCUAGAAACAUCACUUAAAUUUAAGUAAAUUCUGCAGACUACCUCAAGAGCUGUAUUAAGCUGCAUGUAUGUCAACAAUUGUCAGUAUAACUUAGUACACUUGAACUAGCACUCUGGGGCAGAGGUAUAAGAGGCUUUGCUAGAAGCCUAAGUCCACUAGCCUCCCACCCCCCACAUCAAAAUGGCUUAUAGUUUUACCUGGGAACAGUGAGCUGAGGUGAAGGGACCAGAGCCAACAUGCUGCGGAACCUGCUGGCUCUUCGGCAAAUUUCCCAGAGGACCAUAAGCACUGCUUCACACAGACAAGUUGCAAACAGAGUUCCAGAGAAGCAGAAGCUUUUUCAGGAGGAUAAUGGAAUGCCAGUGCAUCUUAAGAGUGGACUAGCAGAUCGUUUGCUGUAUAGAACCACCAUGGCUCUAACAGUUUUUGGAACAUGCUGUGCUAUUUAUGAGCUGUUUGUAGCUGCAAUGCCCAAGAAAGUGAAAUGAUUCCAGUUUACAAGAUGCCUCCUUAAUUAACAUCUCUUUGUCCAAUUUCAUGUAAUUCUUCAGGGAUCUUGCUUGUCCUUGUCAUACAUGGUUGAUUUCAUGUUUGGGAUCAAUAUUUAUGUUAACUGCAACCAAUAAAUCAGUUUUUACAUGUUGGGGGAAACAAAACAAAACAAAAAAAAACCAACAGUGAGCCCAGGCUGCUACAGCUUACACUUGACCCCCUGAUCUGCCUUCCUGCCUCACAAACUUACCUUUGUCGUCUUCUGGCCAAAGGAGCGGGUUGAUUGCCUGUUCUACCCAACUUACUCUGCAUGGAGAUAGAUGCUGACUACAGAUGGUCCAACUGCACAGCUUCAGGAGAGUGGUUGCUGCUAAAUAAAGAACACUGUUCCACAAAUCCUAAAGCACCUUUGGAAAGUCAGAAAGCAACCUGGCUUCUUCUAAACCAGAGUAGCAGAAGCUGGGAGUUUUUGUUGCACCGGCUGCUCUA